AUGCGCCAUCCGACUCAGACUGCAUUGACUAAUAUCGCUUCUCGACAAAAAUCAGAUGCAAAUGCUACUGCCCCUAAUUCCUCCGCCGUGAAUACAAUUAGUAGCUCUGAUACUUUAGGGGUUCAUGUUGCCCCUAGGCUAGCCGAUUGGCUAGCCUUCAAUGCCCAAUUGACUCAGUUGCAGGCUCAGCUGAGAGCGAACGCGACCGAUGGCUCAUCUCCCCACUUAGGGCCUCAGGUUCCUGUACCAGGGGAGGUCGCUGUUUCCGGUUGCCCACUAUUUACUUACGUCGAAGGGUGCCUGGUGCGUGCUCUUCGUCAAGGCGACUGGGUACUUUUAGAUGAGAUUAAUUUGGCCCCCACAGACCUUCUAGAUGGGCUAUCUGGAAUGCUUGAAUCGCGGCAUGGUAGUAUCAUCCUUACCGAUCGAGGGUAG
This is a messenger RNA of Protopolystoma xenopodis, 435 nucleotides long. The record is from the annotation of a GenBank genome assembly. NCBI's taxonomy places the organism in Eukaryota, Metazoa, Platyhelminthes, Monogenea, Polystomatidea, Polystomatidae.